Messenger RNA from Drosophila serrata, 1068 nucleotides. RefSeq lists its product as uncharacterized. The record is from RefSeq and is a predicted model, not a curated record. Lineage: Eukaryota; Metazoa; Arthropoda; Insecta; Diptera; Drosophilidae.
UGGGCACACUUUACGGCGAAGCGGCAAUUUGUGGCGUCAAAACAAAAAAAUUAUAAAUUAAAUGUUAUUUCACAACUCGCACACAAUUGAACGCCAUGGAAACUAUUAACUUUAACGAGUUUUCGCACAAGGAGCGCUACGAAAUCAUCAAGGCUUUUCUGGUUAAGAUGCGCGGGGCCAACACCAUGCCGAGCAAGGAUUUGCAUGUGCAGAAAUUCUUCGAGCAUUAUUUGCGAAAAUUCUACAAAGUGCCAGAGAAAUUGGUGAACGAUAUAGCCUACUGCCAGCGAGCCAUGAAGUCGCAUCUGGCAACGCAUCAGACAAUUGUUGAUGUUUUCGGUAAGCAGGAGGAUGCCGAUCCCGUGACCAAGAACAACUAUCUGCACGAACUGGAGGAUAUGCUGUACGAGUUGAAUGCAGAGUGCCAGUAUCUGUUGCUACGUCUCCAGGAUCACAUCGAUCGCUUCUGCUUGGCCUUUAUCGAGCAGGACGUGAAGCCUGAUGAACGGGUGAUCCAGGACAUUGUCAGUCAAUCCAUAGUGCCCCUGAUUGUUGCCCCGGAACUGUCGCUCAAACCGCAUUUCGUUAUGGAACGACCCACCGAAGAUCAGUUGCUAAAGAAGUAUUUCAUCAUAGACGCUCCAGAGGAACAGGCACCACCGCCUGUCAAAGCCAUAAAACCGCCUCCGGAACUCCCACAACUGCAGUCGUCGGCAGACACCGCCAACGUGGUUAUGGCGAGCCGUCUUAAUCUGCAAGCAGCCCUCAAGAGAGCUCGCUCGCAGUGCAAGCCAGUCGAAAAGGCGCCAGAACCCGACCAGCCGAAAGGCACCAAGGAGUUAUUCUUGCAAUCCGUUGGACUCUGCACGCACAAGGAGCACCAGAAGCUAAAGUUAUCGAUGAUACAGCUCCAGAAGCGAAAGCCGAAGCCAACUGAGAAAACCAAAUGAAAACCAGGAAGACGCCAAGACCAAGUAUGUAUUUAAUGAUGGGAGAAUCGAAGAAUUAUCUGUGUUUUUGGAUACAUUAAAGAUAAAAUAUUUAAUGAUAUUAGAUUGAACUGAAAUA